AUGUCAUUUCAUGGUUUAGGAAGGGAUUGUGUUAGGGCAUUUGAUUUUAGCACAACACAGGGUAUUGAGGUCGAUAGAGCUAAGAUACAAGUCAUUGAAAAACUACCACUGCCGGUAACAGUUAAGGGAGUUAGAAGUUUCUUGGGUCACGCUGGCAAGAAGGAUGCAAAGCCGAGGCUUAUUCGAUGGAUACUCCUAUUGCAAGAGUUUGAUUUGGAGAUCAGAGAUAAAAAGGAGAGUGAGAAUGUUGUGGCAGAUCACCUUUCUCGCCUCGAAUCGCAUGAGUCAAACCCUACAGUGGAGAUUAAUGAAGUUUUUCUUGAUGAAAUGCUUUUUCAGAUUAUCACUACACCAUGGUACGCCGAUUAUGUCAAUUAUUUGGCCCGCUCGAUCAUCCCACCAGACUACUCAAGUCACCAAAAGAAGAAAUUCUUCAGUGAUCUAAAACAAUACUUUUGGGAUGAUCCAAUUCUUUAUAGAAGGGGUCUAGAUCAAAUCAUACGUCGUUGUGUACCAGAGGUAGAGCAGCAUCAAAUGUUAGAGUCAUGUCACUUUGCACUGUAUGGGGGUCACUUCGUAGCAACCAAGACAGCAGCAAAUGUACUACAAUCGGGUUUCUAUUGGCCUACGUUGUUCAAGGACGCACAUUAUAUGGUGAAAAAUUGUGACAAGUGUCAAAGGACUGGAAAUAUCUCAAGAAAGAAUGAGAUCACUCCCAGGGCAAUCAUUAGUGAUGGUGGAAAGCAUUUCUGUAAUCGAUUAUUUGCAUCGUUGUUGGCCAAAUAUGGAGUAAAACACUGUGUCUCGACUCCGUACCAACCUCAGACUAGCGGGCAAGUGGAAAUCUCCAACAAGGAGUUAAAGAAGAUUCUCUAA
Molecule: messenger RNA, 876 nt
Organism: Olea europaea var. sylvestris
Lineage: Eukaryota; Viridiplantae; Streptophyta; Magnoliopsida; Lamiales; Oleaceae
Exons: 3
Coding region: 1-876 (291 amino acids)
Biological process (GO): DNA integration
Source: RefSeq, a predicted model, not a curated record